Molecule: messenger RNA, 1338 nt
Organism: Hordeum vulgare subsp. vulgare (domesticated barley)
Lineage: Eukaryota; Viridiplantae; Streptophyta; Magnoliopsida; Poales; Poaceae
Product: melanoma-associated antigen 1
Exons: 8
Coding region: 194-958 (254 amino acids)
Cellular component (GO): nucleus
Source: RefSeq, a predicted model, not a curated record
AUGAAAUUUAACCAUCGUGCUUGGACUCCGCCUCCCGCGAUCCACUCGGUUCAGUUUCCCGACGUGUCUCUCUCGCGCCCACUCUACCACGAAACAACCCGCUCACUGCGAACCUAGGGUUCUUCUGCUCCGCCCCUAAUCGCGGCAAUUCCUUCCGCCCUCCUUUCCGUCAUAUUGGCUUUUCUUGGAUCGCAUGGCGACUAGCGACGAACUCGCCCAAGUCGACAUCUCCACGGAGGAGAAGGACAAGCUGGUGGCCGAGGUGAUGCGCUACGCGCUCUUCAAGACGCACCAGAACUCCGGCUGCCCCAUCAAGCGGGAGGAGCUCACGCAGAUCAUCACCAAGAACUACCGCCAGCGAGCGCUCCCUGCGCUCGUUAUCAAGGAAGCUGGGGAUAGGCUUGCCGCGACCUUCGGCUAUGAGAUGAGGGAGCUCCAGAGGACCCGCGCCACGUCCACCCGUUCUGGACGCCCCUCCUCCCAGCAGCCCAGUAAUCUGGAUGCAAAGAGCUACGUCCUGGUAAGUAAGCUGGACCCUGAGGUGUACAGCAAGUAUGUCGAGGAUAAGGAGCGUGCCCAUGUGUCUGGGUUUGCUUUUGUUGUCAUAAGCAUUGUUCAUGUCGCUGGUGGCAAGAUCUCUGAAGAGGACCUUUGGCGUCAACUGAAACGGUUGGGCUUAAAUGAGACUGAUGAGGACCACCCUGUUCUCCGGAACAAUAAGCAGGCGCUUGAACUACUAGUGCAACAAAGGUACUUGCUGAAGGAGAAGAUUGCUGGUCCAGAAGGCCAUUCCAUGGUUUAUGAGCUUGCAGAGAGGGCAUUGGAUGAAUCCAUCAGUUCCAAGCUUAAAGAAUACAUUUCACAGGUUAUUGCCUUCUCCAUAACGUGCAGCAUUAACAGCUAUAAAAUGUUUGGUUGUGGGCAUAAGUACAGCUACAGCAGAAUGAAGUGGAUAUGAUGCAGCAACCAUCAGGCUUUGCUGUCCAGUCUAAACUCAUCAGUACAACGACGAACUUGAGUUGGGGUGGAAAACCAUUGUAGAGAUUUGGUGGAGGCUUCAUCUGAGGGCUGUAUGGGAGAGGGAGGGGGUAGUCUGCAGAUGCCUAAGACCUGACUUUCUGGAUUUGGAAAAAGAAAAACGAAAGACAUGAGCUUUUGUUGCGGGAACCUAGUGUUGCGGUGGCUGAUCAGCUAGUAUAGUAAUAUGUACUGUACUUCGUUAACCGGGGCUGCAUUAUCUUAACAACGAGUCCUUAUGAAUUCUACGAGGCUUUGUUAAUUCAGGUUUGCUUGCCUAAGCUUCAGGAAACCAUAUAAGUGAUGCGCUGUUUGUCAGGA